CUGUCCCCUGUGCCCCACAGCUGGGAGCCCACGCUGAGGGCAGAGUCCAGGUGUGCACUCUACACUGGUUCCGCCCUGAAAACCAGGGAGCAGGACCUCAGCCCCCAAGGCCAGCUCAGCACUCAGGCUCUUCCUGGAGACACAGCCAUGCCUUUCCUGUUGAGCCUGGAGGUCACCCUCCUGUCUGUCCCAGGACCCACCUUUCUCCGGUCGUUAGUAUUGGAGGGGCCUCAUCCAUCUGUUAGCUGGCGGAAGCUUUGCAUACGCUUUGUCUCUUCUGCCAGGCUCUGGAGUUGGUGACUGUAAUGGUGGGCAGCCCCCGAGCAGAUGGCCUUGUCUCCCUCCUCACCACCUCUGAGGAUGCUGAUGAGCCCAGGCGGCUGCAGUUUCCCUUGCCUACAGCCCAGCGGUCACUGGAGCCUGGGACCCCCCGGUGGGCCAACUAUGUCAAGGGAGUGAUUCAACACUACCCAGCUGCCCCCCUCCCUGGCUUCAGUGCAGUGAUGGUCAGCUCAGUGCCCCUGGGGGGUGGGCUGUCCAGCUCGGCAGCCCUGGAAGUGGCCACGUACACCUUCCUGCAGCAGCUCUGCCCAGACUCAGGGACAAUAGCUGCCCGGGCCCAGGUGUGUCAGCGGGCCGAACACAGCUUCGCAGGGGUGCCCUGUGGCAUCAUGGAUCAACUUAUCGCUUUGCUGGCGCAGAAGGACCACGCACUGCUCAUUGACUGCAGGUCCCUGGAGACAAGCUUGGUGCCACUGUCAGACCCCAAGCUGGCUGUACUCAUCACCAAUUCCAACGUCCGCCACUCGCUGGGCUCCAGCGAAUACCCCGUGCGGCGGCGCCAGUGUGAAGAAGUGGCCCGGGCUCUGGGCAAGGAGAGCCUUCGGGAGGUGCAGCUGGAGGAGCUGGAGGCUGGCAGAGAGCUGGUGAGCAAGGAGGGCUUCCGGCGGGCACGGCACGUCGUGGGGGAGAUCAGGCGCACGGCUCAGGCAGCAGCGGCGCUCAGCCGGGGCGACUACAGAGCUUUCGGCCGCCUCAUGGUGGAGAGUCACCACUCCCUCAGGGAUGACUACGAGGUGAGCUGCCCAGAGCUGGACCAGCUGGUGCAGGCCGCGCUGUCUGCGCCCGGAGUUUAUGGUAGCCGCAUGACAGGCGGCGGCUUUGGUGGCUGCACCGUGACUUUGCUCGAGGCCUCGGCCGCUUCCCAAGCCAUGCAGCACAUACAGGCGCAGUACAGAGGCACCGCCACCUUCUACCUCUCCCAGGCGGCCGACGGUGCCAGGGUGCUGCCCUUGUGAGGCGCUCCCAGGCGCACGGUGGACCGGGAGUGCAGCGUGCCAGGCAGCAGGCCGGGAGCUCAGUGCCUCUGGCGCCUGCCCUCCAUCUGGGUGCUCAAUAAACUUGUGCCUUAGCCCUG
This is a messenger RNA of Miniopterus natalensis, 1417 nucleotides long. Lineage: Eukaryota; Metazoa; Chordata; Mammalia; Chiroptera; Miniopteridae. The record is from RefSeq and is a predicted model, not a curated record.